This is a messenger RNA of Racocetra fulgida, 804 nucleotides long. The record is from the annotation of a GenBank genome assembly. Lineage: Eukaryota; Fungi; Glomeromycota; Glomeromycetes; Diversisporales; Gigasporaceae.
AUGAUUUUGGAAACCAAAUUAGCCAUCGAUUUUUUAUUGAGUUUAAUUGAAGUAGGUCAUGUGAAAUGCAAAAAUGAUGCAACAUCAUCUGACAUGAAAUACGGAUACUUGGUUUCUGACCCUGGUAUAAGUUUUGGUCACAAAAAUAAUCGUAUCGAAAAUAAUGAAAAUAAAGGACUUUGGACAGAUAAAGAUAAAGAUUGCAUAUUUUAUCAAACCUUUGCCGAUAAAACACAAAUCGAGCUUGAAUACCUUUUAGAAAAAUUUGAUAGUAAUUAUAGUAAUUUUGUUGAUAAUAACAUGAAAUUGUCUACUCAAGAUCCUGAAAGUAAAGAUUAUCAACGUCCUCAAUUAAAGACUGUGGAUCUACCUAUUUCUCAAGAUCCUGAAAGUAAAGAUCAUCAACGUCCUCGAUUAAAGACUGUGGGUCUACCUAUUUCUCAACCAAAGACUUCAGAUGAUAAACAAUCUUCUAAUGCUGAUGAGUUUUCACCUCUAAUUACUCCAAUAACUCCUCCAUCUUCUCCAAGUGAAAUGUACUCUACUGGGAAACCAAAUAGUUUAUUAAAUAUGAAUAUAAAACAACGUCAUAAAAGAAUAGCAUCCAAAGAUAGUGCAAAAAGCAUUUCUUCAAAAAAUAGUCAAACUACUACUACUGCCAUUAAACCUCGAAAACUUGUUCAUUUAACACAUCCUAAGUUCAGUAGAAAUCCCCCUAUGGUACAUAUAUUUGACCCUGAAGAUUCUUUGAUUUUUAAAAAUUGCAAAUGUGAACAUUGUAUUAUUGGUCAAUAUAAUGAAUAA